AUGAUGUCCGGCGAAGCAUGGCUGUUUCUACUGUCGGUGUUGAUCAACGCCGUCAACCUGUUCCUGCAGGUCUUCUUCACCAUCAUGUACAGUGAUUUGGAGUGCGAUUACAUCAACCCCAUUGACCUCUGCAACCGUCUCAACACCUACAUCAUUCCCGAAGCCGCCGUCCACGGUUUCCUCACCUUCCUGUUCCUGAUUAACGGCUACUGGCUGCCCUUGAUCCUCAACCUGCCUCUGCUUGCCUGGAACAUCAAGAAGAUUGUCGACAACACUCACCUCCUUGACGCCACCGAGAUCUUCCGCAAGCUCAACGUUCACAAGAAGGAAUCCUUCAUCAAGCUCGCCUUCCACCUGCUCAUGUUCUUCUUCUACCUCUACAGCAUGAUUGUUGCUCUCAUCCGUGACGAGGCCGCAUAA
Messenger RNA from Akanthomyces muscarius, 420 nucleotides. RefSeq lists its product as uncharacterized. Lineage: Eukaryota; Fungi; Ascomycota; Sordariomycetes; Hypocreales; Cordycipitaceae. Gene Ontology annotation, cellular component: COPII-coated ER to Golgi transport vesicle; endoplasmic reticulum membrane. Gene Ontology annotation, biological process: endoplasmic reticulum to Golgi vesicle-mediated transport. Bases 1 to 420 code for a protein of 139 amino acids. The transcript has 4 exons. The record is from RefSeq and is a predicted model, not a curated record.